Caenorhabditis briggsae is the source of this 369-nucleotide messenger RNA. RefSeq names its product Protein CBR-RPB-11 (gene Cbr-rpb-11). Gene Ontology annotation, cellular component: RNA polymerase II, core complex. The transcript is spliced from 3 exons. Gene Ontology annotation, molecular function: DNA binding; protein dimerization activity. Bases 1 to 369 code for a protein of 122 amino acids. The record is from RefSeq and is a predicted model, not a curated record. NCBI's taxonomy places the organism in Eukaryota, Metazoa, Nematoda, Chromadorea, Rhabditida, Rhabditidae. Gene Ontology annotation, biological process: transcription by RNA polymerase II.
AUGAAUGCUCCAGCUGCUUUCGAAUCAUUCCUUCUCCUUGAUGACAAGAAGAUCUACAUCGAAAAAGACACAAAAGUGCCAAAUGCAGCGAUUUUCACAAUAAAUAAGGAGGAUCACACUUUGGGAAACAUGUUGAAAAUUCAGCUUCUCAAAGAUCCAGAGGUGUUGUUCGCUGGCUACAAGAAUCCCCAUCCACUCGAACACAAAAUCUUGCUGCGAGUUCAAACUACAAAUGCAACAACUCCAGCCGACGCGCUUACCACCGCUAUCACGGAUUUGGUUGGAGAGUUAUCACUUCUCGAACAUCGUAUUGACUCCGCUAUCAAAAAGUGCACACAGUCGACAGACACUGAACGGGGAUACAAUUAA